Molecule: messenger RNA, 10336 nt
Organism: Homo sapiens (human)
Lineage: Eukaryota; Metazoa; Chordata; Mammalia; Primates; Hominidae
Gene: PUM2
Product: pumilio RNA binding family member 2
Exons: 16
Coding region: 585-2588 (667 amino acids)
Biological process (GO): regulation of chromosome segregation; positive regulation of miRNA-mediated gene silencing; regulation of translation
Cellular component (GO): neuronal cell body; glutamatergic synapse; perinuclear region of cytoplasm
Molecular function (GO): mRNA 3'-UTR binding; miRNA binding; RNA binding
Source: RefSeq, a predicted model, not a curated record
AGGGGAGGGCAGGCGGCGGUGGCAGCCAUGUUGUUGUGAGUCUCUGUGUCUCACCCUCGGUACUUCGGUGGUUCGGAGGAGGAGGGGGAGGAGAAGGAGGAGGUGGGGUGGGGGGGGAGGGUGGUAGGUGGAGAAAGAAGACAUUGCCGCCACCGAAGGCGGAGGAGGGGGAGGACCGCCAAGAGCGACGCCGCCGUGUGCCCAACGGUCGGUGUCCCCGGCUGAGGCAGCGCGGCCGCAGCAGCCCUGAAACAGUCAUAACCUCAAAAAUGACUUUUUAAUUCAAAUAUAAGAUUAUACUGGGUCUUGGCCAAAGAAAAGUUUCUGUCGUAUAUUUCUGUGUUGGUGCUUUCGUGCUACAGAGGCGUAGUUGAGUAGCUGCAGCAGAGAUCAUAUGGCCUGCAAAGCCUAAAAUGUUGACUCCUACACUAGGGGUAUGAUUUAUCCCAACAGUAAGAAUGGAUUCAAAGAGCUAAGAGACCUCUCAAAAUUAUCCAGAGGUUCUUUAACUUAUGUGACCUCAUCUAUUUGGACCACUGAUAAAAACCUGAAAGUAAGCAAAAAAGGUUUGAUCUGUGGAUGAAAUGAAUCAUGAUUUUCAAGCUCUUGCAUUAGAAUCUCGGGGAAUGGGAGAGCUUUUGCCUACCAAAAAGUUUUGGGAACCUGAUGAUUCAACAAAAGAUGGACAAAAAGGCAUAUUUCUUGGGGAUGAUGAAUGGAGAGAGACUGCAUGGGGAGCUUCUCACCAUUCAAUGUCCCAGCCUAUUAUGGUACAGAGAAGAUCUGGACAGGGUUUUCAUGGAAACAGUGAAGUAAAUGCAAUACUGUCUCCGCGAUCAGAAAGUGGAGGCCUUGGUGUGAGCAUGGUAGAAUAUGUAUUAAGUUCUUCUCCUGCUGAUAAAUUGGAUUCUCGAUUUAGGAAGGGAAAUUUUGGCACUAGAGAUGCUGAAACAGAUGGACCUGAGAAAGGAGAUCAAAAAGGCAAGGCUUCUCCAUUUGAGGAGGACCAAAACAGAGAUCUUAAACAAGGAGAUGAUGAUGAUUCUAAAAUAAAUGGCAGAGGUUUGCCAAAUGGAAUGGAUGCCGAUUGCAAAGAUUUUAAUCGUACUCCUGGAAGUCGUCAAGCCUCUCCAACUGAAGUAGUUGAGCGCUUGGGCCCCAAUACUAAUCCCUCAGAAGGACUGGGGCCUCUUCCUAAUCCUACAGCUAAUAAACCACUUGUUGAAGAAUUUUCAAAUCCUGAAACUCAGAAUCUGGAUGCCAUGGAACAAGUUGGUCUGGAAUCCUUACAGUUUGACUAUCCUGGUAAUCAGGUACCAAUGGACUCUUCAGGAGCUACUGUAGGCCUUUUUGACUACAAUUCCCAGCAGCAGCUCUUUCAGAGGACUAAUGCACUAACAGUUCAACAGUUAACUGCAGCUCAACAGCAGCAAUAUGCAUUAGCAGCAGCUCAGCAGCCACAUAUAGCUGGUGUAUUCUCAGCAGGCCUUGCUCCAGCUGCAUUUGUGCCAAAUCCAUACAUUAUUAGUGCUGCUCCUCCAGGGACCGAUCCGUAUACUGCAGCAGGAUUGGCUGCAGCAGCUACAUUAGCAGGUCCAGCAGUGGUUCCACCUCAGUAUUACGGCGUUCCAUGGGGGGUGUAUCCAGCCAACUUAUUUCAGCAGCAAGCUGCAGCUGCGGCAAAUAACACAGCCAGUCAGCAAGCAGCAUCACAAGCUCAGCCUGGACAGCAACAGGUUCUCCGUGCUGGAGCAGGUCAGCGUCCUCUUACUCCCAAUCAGGGUCAGCAAGGGCAGCAAGCAGAAUCACUUGCGGCAGCUGCAGCAGCAAAUCCAACAUUGGCUUUUGGUCAGGGUCUUGCUACUGGCAUGCCAGGCUAUCAAGUACUAGCUCCAACUGCCUAUUAUGAUCAGACUGGUGCCUUAGUGGUUGGCCCUGGAGCAAGGACUGGCCUUGGAGCUCCAGUUCGGUUAAUGGCUCCAACACCUGUUUUAAUUAGUUCAGCAGCAGCACAAGCUGCAGCAGCAGCAGCAGCUGGAGGAACUGCAAGUAGCCUUACAGGCAGCACAAAUGGUCUGUUUCGGCCAAUUGGCACUCAGCCACCACAGCAGCAGCAACAGCAGCCAAGCACUAAUCUGCAAUCUAAUUCAUUUUAUGGAAGCAGUUCUUUGACUAAUAGCUCCCAGAGUAGUUCUUUAUUUUCUCAUGGACCUGGUCAACCUGGAAGUACAUCUCUUGGCUUUGGAAGUGGUAACUCUUUGGGUGCUGCUAUAGGCUCAGCCCUCAGUGGAUUUGGUUCAUCAGUUGGCAGUUCUGCAAGUAGUAGUGCCACAAGGAGAGAGUCUCUAUCUACUAGCUCUGACUUGUACAAAAGAUCUAGUAGCAGCCUAGCACCCAUAGGGCAACCAUUUUACAAUAGUCUGGGAUUUUCCUCCUCUCCAAGUCCAAUAGGCAUGCCUCUGCCAAGCCAAACUCCAGGACAUUCACUUACGCCACCGCCAUCACUUUCAUCACAUGGAUCCUCAUCCAGUUUGCAUUUAGAUAUUAGUCUUUUGAAAAAGUUCUACUUUCCUGAAAAUUCAAAGUGAGGGUCUAAUGUACAAUAAGGUAAAGACCCCCCUAUUGUUUCUUAUGUUUUUUUUAUGAAAUAUAAUGGUGUGUUUUUUCUUGUCUGUGCUUUUGAUUUGUGUGUUUUAGAGCAUCUGAAAAGUCAACUAUAUAAACAUAAUAGUGAAAGAGAAAUUUCACUAUCAAAAGAUUUGCACACCAUAAGAAAAACAUUAGUUACAUAGCUACUGAACUAGGUUAGUACACUGGUUUUUGCUUUGGUCUUUCUAUGCCUGGCCAUUUUACCAGAUAAUUAUUUCAGUGAAUUUGAAUUUAGUGUAUUUGUCACUUAAGGAAGCUUAUAGGCUUGGGCCAUAUACUUCUUUUUUGGAUAUGUUAAAGAAAAAAAAUGUUUUAGGCUUGUUGUACCCCUGAAGUUGGAGCAUUGAGAACUUUGUUUAUAUUUGUAUAUUAAAAUUGUUCCCACCCCCAAAUUAUUAAAUUGGUGAUUACCUUUUUUCCCUCUCCAGGAAGUAUUUAUCCAUGUAGAUAAUACGUUUUGAAGGGCUUUGGAUAUCAGGGGCUGUGUAUGAAUCCCUAUCUUGUCAAAGAAAUUAUUUUUUUAAAACUUUAUUUUGAAUUUUUAUAAUUCUAGUUAUUCAGCUGAAACUGAGGGAUUCUAUUGCCAGCUUUUAUGUAAUUGGAAAGAUUUAAAUCAGCUUGUGUUUUAAAAAGUAAUGUUGCUACUGUAAGCAGAUGUACUGUAAGUUAGUGAUUAUGUUUGACCACCCCCUCCAAUUACAUGGGUAUAGCUAUUUAAAAGAAAAAAACAAAAACAAGCAAAAAAACUUACUAAUACAAUAAAUGUCCAUGUAACAAAGGUAUCUGUUGCAGUGUUCAUUUUGAUUUACAUUAUUGCACACACACUGGGCUAGAUUUCUUUUUUAAAGACUCUGGUCUUCCACCCCAAAUUCUGGGCCUUUGCUCAUUUGGGGUAUUGAUACUGAACAUAUACAGCCAAUUAAUGUAUUCAAAUGGAGCCCUAAGAUCCACUUUGCAGUACUAGAUGUGUAGAUUUACCUAUCUUUAGCCUAAUACCUUUCUUCAUUUAUCAUGUAUUCUUAGUCGCAGGAGCUGCUCAGCUCCUGAUUUCUGUUAUUACUGCCCAGGCAUCCUCCCUUCAUAAGACAUGCCUAUGAAAUGGACACAAAAAUUUGGAACACAACAAAUCUAAGACUUAUCAUAAUAGUUUUUUGUUUUAUUGUUAAGAUUUUGUCAUGUCCUGUCAUCUUUUCAUAGGUAAGUUUCAGAUCAGAUUCUUGUUCAGCUCUUAACUGCUGUGUUGUGCUUUAGUGCCUGUAUAAAUGGCAGUAAAUAGGUUCUACACAGCUUGCUUAGAAAUCGGAUAUAAAUGACUUUUUAGAUGUCUCUAUGAUUGAACAGCAAUCUAGAUAUGUGCUUCUCUACCUUUCUUUAGGUUGUAAAGAAAGCAGCCUAAUAGAUGCUUAGGGAAGGAAUUCUGGUCAGUUGUGGGAAAUAAUCACCACUGGGCCAGCAUUCUGCAUUAUAGACUAACAUAGCUUCAGCUUGAAAUCUGAUAUUUUAAUACACCUCUGAUUGGAAUUAGCAAUUACCUGUGUUAUUUUCUUUUUGUGACCCCCAGUUUCCCAUAGUUUUAGUGGUGGUAUGACUGGCAACAUUGUUAACAACAAAUAGACCCAUGCCAGACUGAAAAUAACUUGAAGGAUUUCAUAAAUUUUCUUUUUGCAUACUAUUCAUGGAAAUAAUCUACUCUGCACUUCCCUAUGAAUGGAUCAUGAUGCAAGGCUGUCCAAAAAAAAGAAAAAUAUUUCUUUAUGAAUCAAGUCUCAAGGCUGAUAGUAUAAAAGACUUAUGGAAAUGGAAUUUGCAUAUUUUUAAAGUAAUUUUACUGAGCUCACAUAUCAAGAAUAUGAAAUCAUGAGAUAGAGAUAAGUUCUCUCAAUUCUCAUUAGAAUUGGUUGGAAUUAAUUCCAGAUUAUUUUUCUGGGAGAUUUUAUUUUAAGAUGUGAAUGUUACAACCAUUACAGUUACCUGUAAGGCUUGAGAUCUGCAUCCCCAAAGUAUGUUCCUUUGUUAGUGUUAGUUAUUUGAGAUUCACAGAAAAUGCCCAGUAGCAACAGUCUGUGCUGUCUUUCAAAAAAAAAAAAAAAAGUUUUCAUUUUUUAAGAUAGGCUUAUAACCAACACAUGUAUUUUUAGCAGGAUGACUAGUAAUCACUUUUGGGUUGAAGUAUAAGAAUUUCAGUGCAUAGUUUUGGGGUGUUAAUUUUUUUAUAAAAAUCUAAAACACUUGUUCAAAUUUGCAGCUCUGUUGCUUAUUCUAAUAUAUUAAAGUUAGAUGCAUGAAAAAAUUUUAUUCUUCCAUUUUUUAUAGUAUAAUAUCUGAGGUUCUAUUUCAAAACAAUAACUACAGUAUAUCAUACAUUUUAAAAUAAUUUAUUAUUAACUCUAAUCUCCCUAAUUGACUUAAAUGUCUUUAACAAUUGUUCCAUUUGAAUCACAGUCAAAAUAAGGUUCAUACAUUGCAUUUGUUUGAUAUGUCUUAAUGUGUAAUUGUUUUUCCUUCAUCUUUUUUUUCCCUUUCCAUUUAUUUGAUGAAGAAACUUUAUCCUAUUUAUUUUCCCACACUCUUGACCUUGCUGAUUGCUUCCCCAUAGUAGUAUUUAAGAUGUUCCUAUGUCUCUUUCCUGUAAACUGGAAUUCGAUCUAGAGGCUUGGUCAGAUAAUUUAUGGGUUGGUUGGUUUAUUUUGACAACAUGGGGUUCUGUUAGUUUUUGUUGCACUGUAUCGGGAGACACGUGUUUGGUUGUCUCCAUUGUGAGAUGACCAGCCUGAUCCACCUAAUGGUUUUAGCAGCCUUUGAUAAUUUUUUUUCCAGAGGUUGCAAAAUGAUAAUUUGUUAAUUGUGUCAUUCUUUAUUCAUUUAUUAUCUGGAACUUUUCUAUAAAGAAGAAUAGCUAUCCCUCAUCAGUUGUAAGGUUACAACUGAUGACAGUUCAUGUAAGAGUCAGAAUAAUGCAAGAUUCUUUCCUUUACUUUCAGAAUAAUAUUGAUGCCCUAGCAACUUUUAAAGGUGACUCGUGUUUUUAUCCUCAUUGUUAUCUACAAAUGGGUAGAUUUUGGGGAUAAUUGAUAUGUUUCAGUUCAUUGCAGUGUAAGACAUCAAUUUUAUAUCUAUUUUUGGUUCUAAAAUUACACCUUCUUUGGCCCCUUGGAGCCCCUUUAUAUUGGUUCUCCUGUUGACAACAACUUGGAGAGAGAAUGAUUUUAGGAUUAAUAGUUUAUACCCUGAAAUGCAGAGAACAGUGUAAAAUUCUGGGCUUCAGGUUCAAUAUUAAAUAUUGAGUUAUUUUCUCAUGUUGUAUUAAUCUAUAGGAGGGGGGCAAUCUACCUACAGUUGUUUUAUACAUCAUUGUCUAGGAUAGAAGUAAGCAUCUUUUUUUUUUUUUUUUUGGAGAUACUUCACUUGUUGUGAAGAACAUUAAAUAUUUCUAGUAUUGCCUUAUUUUUCUACCUGGAGCUAGCUGACUAGUUCUUUCCUUGUUUUCCUUCUUCUAAUAAACUUUUUAAAUAUAGUGUUGAUAAUUUUUUUUAACUCCAGUCUUUGUGCUCAUAGUAAUUUGAUUGAUGUGGAACUUACUAGGUAUAAAGCAGUGUUCGUAUUUUUGUUAUUUAACUUAGGUUUUGACAAACUAACGGCUUCUUGCCCUGUACCUCUUCAUUUUUGAACUAGCUAUUUUUUUCUUAACAAAAAGGGUGCUAAAGUGUAAUGUGGGCUUUGAACCCAGUAAAAUUUAUUGAAAGGGGACUAUGAAGUCUGAAGAAUGUCAUGUAUUCAGCAGGUAAACAGCUGUGCUUUAGUUUGCUGUGGAUUAUAAAAUUUCCUAACCUGUCUUCCAGUUACAGAAAAUUUUAAUAAUAGGCAAGAUAUUAUAAAUUUUUAGAAUCAUUCUGUUUAAAUUGCUGGCCUUUGGCAGACUUAGUCUUGUGCUUCUCUUAUGAUAAAAUAUUCAGAGAAGUAAAAUUAGUACUGCAAAGUUGAUAGUAAGGCCACCUGCCAUUUUUCUGAGUUUCACAUACAGUCAUUAAUGAAAGCAGAAAACAAUAUGAAUUAUUCGAAGCAUUCACUGAAAAUACUGUUAUCCUUUAGCAGUUACAGUUCUCUGUAACUGAAUAGCAUUCGAUAGUUUUUUUUCUUAAAGCACCUUCAUAUUCAUAUUUCAUUUCAUCCUAAUUGUUGGCAUAGACUGUCAGAGUGGUUUGUUGAUUAAAGAUGAAGAAAUUAAAGAUCAGUUGAUUAAUAGACUUUCCCAAACCAGUGAAUAACAGAAUUAAGGCUAGCAUCCAGUUCUGACUCGUGAUACUAUUCUUCGUUUUUCCAUUAUGCUAUUCUAUAGGAACUGAACAAUUUUACAAAGUAUAUAAAUAACUUAUUCUAAUUAGCCUCUCAGAAUCUAAUGAUUACCUCAUUAUGGUAUAAGUUAUGCUUUUCUUUGGUUAAAGUAUGUAUAGGAUUACCAGCUUUUUAGGUUCCUUUCUCAGUUUAGUUAUUCUUGAGAUUUAGAUAAAAAUACUUGUCUAAGCACAUAUGUUAUAUUUGUACUUCUUAUUUGUAAUAAGAAUACUUGUUAAUCUAAGGCAGGCAAUUUAGGGACUGUGUAUAGAGCAGCACACCCGACUCUCAACAGAAUCUUACUUACAGGUUCUCAUGUUAAUAUAAAUUGAAAAACAGCUACAACCCUCUGGUAGACCUAGAAGUAAUUUAUUUGCUGAUGAGUAGGAAAUAAUGUUUUGAAGAAAUUACGUUACUAGUUGUAUGGAAGAAUUUGUGAUGUUUGGUUUUCUGUAUAAAAAUGUCUUGAUCUUGGUUGUACUUGUUUUAGAUUACUAAUUUUUUAUUUAUUAUCCUUUAAUAACAUUAUCAGUGACAUUGUGGUUCUAAUGUCUGAGAAAGUUUUCACCAGUUAAUUUACUUAGUUAAGAUAAUCACAAACUGAAGACUAGAAAAUACUUGAUCCCAUCCUGUGUUUUGGCAUCAGAAUCACUCUGGCCACUUGUUUAAAAUGCCUCGUAGUAGACUUCACAAGGAUGUGAACAGUUUGCAAAUGUGCGGCAACAGGGUUUGCUCGUUACAAUGAUUGUGGGGAUUCUAUUGGCAUUAAAUGCCUGGUAGCCAGAUGUUAUACUUUGCAUAGUCAGCACAAAAAUAGUUUCGUCCCACUGAAAUUUUCAGUAGCCUCCACAUGAAAACACUGACUUGAAAUAAUUUGUAGCUGGCAGAGAUUAUUUUAAUCUACCAAGAAUUCACCUGUAAUUUACACCAUCCCACCAUGCUUAUAAGGUACCCUAAGGAUCAAAAGGUAGCCUUUAAAAUACAGGCAGAUGUGCUUCAUGAGAGAUUUGCAGUGUUAGCCAAAUAACAUAAAAAUGAAAGUAGCAUAUAUCUCUUAGAAUGGCUUUGAAAAGUUGUUUCUUAUAUGUAGAGAAUAUUUUCACUGGAGUUGGUUUUGUUGUGAUAUAUCUAGGAAUGGAUCCAGCAGAAGAAGUGCAAGAUCUUUUACAUUAUAAACUAUAAAAUGCUGAUGGAAGUUACAGAUGACUUAAAUAAAUGGAAGGACAUACCAUAUUUUAGGUUGAAAGACUCCCUAUUAUAAAGAUACCAGCUUUCUUCUAGUUGGUCUAAAGAUUGAACGCUAUCAAUAAAAUUAGGUUUUAAAAAGAAAUUGAUAAGCUGAUGCAAAAAAUGAAAAUGGAAAAGCAGAACCAAAAGUAGUGAAGACAGUUUUGAAAAGCAAAGUUAGAAAACUUAAUACUGCUGGAUACCAGAACUUAGAAAGCUACAGUAACUAAAACUACGGUAUUGGCACAAGGAUAAAUAAAUAGAACAGCGGAACAGAGUAGUGCAUCCAGAAAUAGACCUACUCAUUUAGAUACCUAAUGACCAAGUUGCCACUCCAGUGUAUAUGAGAAAAACAGGUGUUUCAGUGACUUGGGCAGGAGUAGUUGAAUAUCCAAAUGAGGGGGAAUGAACUUUGACUUCUGUUUCACACCACACAUACACAUAUGCACACAAACACGCUUUAUUCUCAAAGAAAUUACGUGACUUAUAUUCAUGAAGUUAGUAAGAGGCAGAACCAAAAUUUUGAGCCCACGUUUAUCUGGCUUCUUCCAGAUGUUGUACUGCUUCUCAAAGGAUGCUUUUCUAUUUAUUUAUUUAUUUAUUCAUUCAUUCAUUCAUUCAUUCAUUCAUUCAUUUGACGAAGUCUUGCUCUGCCCCCCAGGCUGGAGUGCAAUGGUGCGAUUUCAGCUCACUGCAGCCUGUCUCCCAGGUUCAAGCGAUUCUCCUGCCUCAGCCUCCUGAGUAGUGGGGAUUACAGGCGCCUGCCAGCACGCCCAGCUAAUUUCUGUAUUUUUAGUAGAGACGGGUUUUCACCAUGUUGGUCAGGCUGGUCUUGAACUCCUGACCUCAGGUGAUCCACUUGCCUCGGUCUCCCAAAGUGCUGGGAUUACAGGUGUGAGCCACCAUGCCUGGUCAGGAUGCUUUUAUUUCUAAUACCUAUCCGAAUAAAUUAAAAGGACCAUGUUUCCUAUGUUUCACAUCUUUGUAAACUUUUUAUAAAAUUGUAGUAAAAUAUAAUUUAACCUAUUGUGACUUUGUGGAAAAAGUGAGUUUGAAUGUCAGUGUUAUUGGCUUUUUUGGGUUUUUCACUUGCUAACAAUUGAUCUUUAAUCCAAAUUAAAUGCUAUUUACUUUAAGGGUCUUUUAAAUAUUUCAUUACUAAUUUUAAGUUAAAACUGAUCAUGUACAGUGGCUCAUGCUUGUAAUCCCAGCAUUUUGGGAGGCUGAGGCGGGAGUAUUGCUUGAGCUCAGGAGUUCGAGACCAGCCUGGGCAAUGUGGCGAAACCCCGUCUCUAUUAAAAAUACAAAAAUUAGCCGGGUGCGGUGACAUGUGCCUGUAGUCCCAGCCACUUGAGAAGCUGAAGUGGGAGAAUCGCUUGAACCCAGGAGACGGAGGUUGCAGUAAGCCGACGUUAUGCCACUGCAUUCCAGCCUGGGCAUGACAGAUCGAGACCCUGUCUCAGAAAAACAGAAAAGAAUCUUGUUUGUAAUACUUUAAAAUACUGUAAAUAGUAUAUAAAUAGCAAGUUUUGUUUUUAUUUCUAAUUACUGAAAGUAAUUGCUAUUUUAUCUUUUCUAUAGUUUUAUUAGACUCCUUUUUAGAAUUAUGUGAUUAAAAUUGUUACUUAUUCAAUAUUGAAUAUCUGUGUUCAAUACAAUAUUGAAGCCAGCCUCUGCUUGACUAGGAGAAAAAAACAUCCUUAUUCACUGUCAUCGAGUUUGUAGCUUUGUGGUAAAUACAGAUAAAAACAGCAGUUACAAUAUAAUGAUUGUAAUGUUCUUGUCUUAUUUCACUUUAUUUCAUAAUCUUAUUCUGUAGAAACAUAGUGAUUUCAUUGGAAUUAUUUUCCUUUAUGGGUUUUUUGAACCAAAAUUAGCACACAUUGGAUUAUAAUGGAAUUGUUUCUAGGUUUAUUUUCUCCACUAGAUUAGAAACAAGAAAGCCCAGGCCUUUUUCUACAACUAAAAAUACUCAGAUUUCAUUGAAUGUUUGGGUAAUUGAAUUUGAGUGGUUUUGUUUCUUUGUUUUAUUGAUGAAUUUAUUAUUGAGUAAGGACACUUCCUUUUUAAAAAUUACUUGGUAUCCUACAUAGAUUACUAUAUUAAAGCAUUAUUUGGCUGUUCUCAA